CCCAUUCCAAAUUCCCAGAUGCAAACUAGUUAGGACUCUCACCAUGGAGAAGGCGGGAGGAAAUAAACUGGGCGUUUCAUGAUGCGAGUGCCGAUCUGGAAAUAGGCAUUAAUUUCAGAGAAUGUGUUUAAGUCCGGGUGUUUUGCUGUUAUGUGAUUUAUGACUGCAGUGACACCAUAGGACACAAAGGCUGUAACAUGUUUUGAACUGGGAUAAAGACGCUUGUGAAUCACCGAGGCGUGAUUGCUGCUUGGGAUGGGGAGGAGCGAGGCCUGUGAUGCCCCCCCCCCCCAUUAAAGGAGGGGCGGAAGGGAGAAGGAGCCAUGCUAGAGAAGGGCUAGCGUCACCGUCACCGGAGGAAAGGAGAGGCGAGCGAGAUUUUAAAGCGGCUUCCCUUCCUUUGUCCCGGGCCAUGUGCUCGUCGGCUUACGAUUUGGUCAGACCUGUCAGACGUUCCGCGCGCAAGUCACUUGUAAAGCAAAACUUCCGCUCCCUCAAAACGCAAAAGCCUGUAGUCCAGGUGCACCUUUCACCAAAUAAUAAGCCUCGCUGAGUUACAUCCCAGCAAAUCACACCUACGAUCCGGCGGUUUGCAAAACUGACCGUGCAAUCCUAACCAGACUCACGCCCUUCGAAGUCCACUUAAAUCAGCAGCCUUACAGAGGGCGGAGCCGCAGAACAACACGGCUGAGAAAUCAAAACCGAAACCGCGCAAUUCCCUAAGGAACGGCCCAAGCACCGAGUCCUUUGCUGGCGAAGGAGCGACUGGGCAGAGAGGGCGCCUGAACCAGAUACGCUAUAAGAGUUGGGCUGCAGAAGGGACCGAGGGCCGCGAUGGAUGACGAGGAUUGGGACACUGAAAUUCCGGACCACGCCAGCGGCGGUUUAGGAAAAGGAGGCUUGACCGCUUCCCAGCCCAGGUUCCAGGCACUGGGCAGCUUACCUGCAAGAGCGAAUGAAACCUCAUGUGUUUUCAGUCAAAGCAUAAAACCAGAUGCUGGUAAUGAUCCCAGCAGAGGGUUUCAAUGUAUGCAGGAUUCUGGAUGGCCUACUGGAAGCGGGGGUGUUAGUGGAAAACAAAAUGGAGAAGAAAAACCAACGGGUGGAUUUGGUAGUAGACGCAGUUUUGGAAACCGAGGUCCAUCAGGAAAUCUAUUUGAAGAAAGAAAAAGUACAGGUUUUGGGAGAGCUGUGGAAGAAGGUGGUGAUGAUGAAGACAACCAGUCACAUACAGGGUUCUUCAGGAGAGGAGGUAUGAGUAAUGGCAGUGAUGCACGUAGGGGUGGAAGAGGGCCAACUAGAGGUGGCCGAGGAGGAUAUGGACUAUUUACAAACAAUGAUUGUGAGAUGAAUGAUGCAAGACCACAUUCUGGUUUCAAGAGAGAGGGGUUUGGUGCUUCUUCAGGUGAUUCUGCAAAUAGAGGAAGAGGAGGAUUUAGAGACAGAGGAGGUUACAAGGGAAGCAACGAGGAAGUAAUUGGAGGUGCUGGGAAAAGUAUGUGGAAAUCAGAUGGUGAUAAAGAAGGGGGUGAGCCUGCAGCUCCAAAGGUGACAUAUAUACCACCACCACCACCAGACAAUGAAGAUGCUAUCUUUGCACAUUACCAGACAGGGAUAAACUUUGACAAAUAUGAUAACAUCCUUGUAGAAGUGUCGGGACAUGACUGCCCAGCUGCAAUUCUGACCUUUGAAGAAGCUGGUCUCUGUCAAACAUUAUCCAAGAAUAUUGCUAAGGCUGGAUAUUCUAAACUUACCCCUGUGCAGAAGCAUAGCAUUCCUAUUGUGCUGGCAAGGCGUGAUUUAAUGGCAUGUGCCCAAACAGGAUCUGGAAAGACAGCAGCGUUUCUAAUACCAAUUUUGGAACAGAUGAUGCAAGAUGGAAUUACUGCCACUCAGUUCAAAGAGCAGCAAGAACCAGAAUGUAUAAUAGUAGCUCCCACAAGAGAACUUGUAAAUCAGAUCUUCCUUGAAUCCAGAAAAUUUGCCCAUGGAACUUGUAUAAGGCCAGUUGUGGUUUAUGGAGGUACACAGACAAUUCAUUCAAUUCGCCAGGUAAUGCAAGGCUGUAAUAUAUUAUGUGCUACUCCUGGAAGACUUCUGGAUAUCAUAGGCAGAGAAAGGAUUGGGCUGAGCAAACUUAGAUAUUUGGUUUUAGAUGAAGCAGACCGUAUGCUGGAUAUGGGGUUUGGCCCAGAGAUGAAGAGGUUGAUUUCCAGUCCAGGAAUGCCACCAAAGGAUAAAAGGCAAACAUUAAUGUUCAGUGCGACUUUUCCUGAAGAUAUUCAGAGGCUGGCUGGAGAAUUUUUGAAGACAGAAUAUCUUUUUGUUGUCGUUGGACAAGUGGGUGGUGCUUGCAGUGAUGUUCAGCAGACUAUACUUCAAGUUAGUCAGUAUGACAAGAAAGACAAACUCGUUGAAAUUCUCAACAGCAUAGGUGAUAAGCGAACAAUGGUGUUUGUAGAAACUAAGAAAAAGGCAGAUUUUUUUGCUGCCCUUCUUUGCCAAGAAAACAUAAAAACAACAAGUAUUCAUGGUGAUCGAGAGCAGAGAGAACGAGAAGAAGCUCUUUGUGAUUUUCGGUCUGGAAGAUGUCCUGUCCUUGUUGCAACAUCAGUGGCCGCCAGGGGUCUGGAUAUUGAGAAUGUUCAUCAUGUCAUAAAUGUCGAUCUUCCUUCCACAAUCGAUGAAUAUGUUCACAGGAUUGGGCGGACUGGACGUUGUGGUAACCUAGGCAAAGCAAUUUCUUUCUUUGAUCCCCUUGCUGACAGCGCUGUUGCACAACCCCUUGUCAAGGUGCUUGCAGAUGCUCAACAGGAAGUCCCCUCAUGGCUAGAAGAAAUAGCUUGUAGUUCCUGUGCAGUUGGUUUUAGCAAUCCAAGGGGAAAUAUGUUUGCUUCUGUUGAUUCUAGAAAGUUUUCACAGGGUUUCCAAAGCAAAGAACACAGUGGAGGAUUUGUUGCAUCAAAUACAAGUGCAGCCGAUGAGUCAUGGGAUUAACGAUCUACAGUGACAGAAAAAAGUUCUUAACAUAGCUAUUUGAAAAGCUGUUGGAAUCCUGAACACACUUAUUAAAAUCCCUUUGAUUUCAGUGGCACUUCCAAGUAACUAUGGGUUGAAUUGAAGAAACGGUUAUUUCAAUCCACCAUGUUCAUGAAGGUGGAUGGGUUUAUUCGUACAAAAAGAUUGUUUUGUUUUGAAUGUUUUGUUUACUGAUAUGCAUAAUAGUUAGUGAAUUAACAGAUAUUUGUUGUAAAAAUUUGUUUGUAAAAGUACUUAAUAAAGAUUCAGGAUCAUA
Molecule: messenger RNA, 3295 nt
Organism: Sphaerodactylus townsendi
Lineage: Eukaryota; Metazoa; Chordata; Lepidosauria; Squamata; Sphaerodactylidae
Gene: DDX4
Product: DEAD-box helicase 4
Exons: 23
Coding region: 835-2997 (720 amino acids)
Biological process (GO): gamete generation; cell differentiation
Cellular component (GO): nucleus; P granule
Molecular function (GO): RNA helicase activity; ATP binding; RNA binding
Source: RefSeq, a predicted model, not a curated record